Messenger RNA from Dipodomys spectabilis (banner-tailed kangaroo rat), 1088 nucleotides. It is a transcript of the gene Cdk2ap1, whose product is annotated as cyclin dependent kinase 2 associated protein 1. The record is from RefSeq and is a predicted model, not a curated record. Bases 148 to 411 code for a protein of 87 amino acids. NCBI's taxonomy places the organism in Eukaryota, Metazoa, Chordata, Mammalia, Rodentia, Heteromyidae. Gene Ontology annotation, cellular component: nucleus; cytoplasm. The transcript is spliced from 4 exons.
UGCUUGGCCAGCCUGGCACCAGCUGUCCAUCCCUGGGGCCAAGUCCACGGAGCCCGCUGUGUGUGAGAGACUGUUUGGCUCUGGGGGUGGCAGGCGGGCAGCUGCCGAGGAGGACGAGCUGGAAACGUGCACUCGCCGUCCACCAGCAUGGCAGCCUCCUCCCAGUACCGCCAGCUGCUCAGUGACUAUGGGCCGCCCUCGCUGGGCUACACCCAGGGAACUGGGAGCAGUCAGGUGCCCCAGAGCAAGUAUGCAGAGCUGCUGGCCAUCAUUGAGGAGCUGGGGAAAGAGAUCAGACCCACCUACGCAGGGAGCAAGAGCGCCAUGGAGAGACUAAAGCGAGGCAUCAUUCAUGCUCGAGGCCUGGUUCGGGAGUGCCUGGCGGAGACUGAACGCAACGCCAGAUCCUAGCCUUCCGCGAGAGGAGCAGGCACAGGUCUCCCCUGAUCAGGAAACUUGUUUUCAAAAUGGUAACAGUUUAGUAUUUUCUCCUUUGGUUCACUGAGCUCUGAACCUAAUCUCUAAGAAUGGGAAAAGGUUUCUCAGUUAAUUAGAAUUUGCGUUUUAAGAGGUUACAAAUGAUUCAGGGUUCUUUUUUUUCUCUCCAAGCAUUGAUUUGAAAAAUGCAUGUGAAGUUAUUUUACAGCAAACUUGUCUGCCUCCAAGAUACCAGUGACUCCCUUUAAUCUCCUGUUUGACUACAUUUAUACAUCAUUGAAACUGCUUUUGCUCCUUUCCAUAAGCUCCUCCCCUUCGAGGACUUGGUUCUAAAGCAUCCGACCGCGGUUUUAGGAGUAGCUGGUUCCACUUGCCAUACUGUGUAGAUUCUGCUUCCUGGAAAUUCUUUUCUGCUUAAGCAUUUGCAUGACCCUUAGUGCUUUGAAGUCAGUCUUAAAAAUGCACAAGUUAUAAAUACAGAAGAAGGAGCAACCUACCAAACCUGAAAAGCGCCCUGAACAUUUGCAAACUGCCUAUGUACAUUUCACUUCCACACGUACUGUAUGUUGAUCAAAACAUCUGGAAGACUGAAAACUGUUUGCAUCUUUGUAUUUAUUACUUGAUGUAAUAAAGCUUAUUUUCAUUAACAA